AUGCAUACCAUCCGAAGCGGAAGAUUUUUUUCAUAUGAGAACCACAGAACGCCCACGACUGGCAGUAGCGUGACCACCCCGACCACUGGAAGUAACCAGAAGUCCACUGCUUCAUCGUCAAAGCAGGUUCGCUUCGGUGAUGACGCGUACUCCACCCCGGUGCUCGCUCGCAAGUUUAAUUUCGAUGGCCUGUCAAUCGACGAAGACGAGGAGGAAGAGAAAGAGGAGGAGGAGAGCGUCCUGAGUUUCCUCGGUGGAUCUAGCGUUACCAGCGCCGAGUUGAAUGAUGCCUCUUUCGUGCGAGCUUUCGAACGAUUCCGUCGCGAGCUGAACGCGCCCAAGCAUAAUACUGUCACGCAAUCGCCGGUGCAGCAACCCCUUGCAAGAGAGCUGUUUCCGGUACAGGACAUUGAUCGCCCCGAAAAAGUUGCGAUGCCGGUGUUGGAAGCAGCGCCUACCGAUUCUACGCCCGAUGCACAAGACCAAACGGUAGAAUUUCCGGAACUGGAAGGUUUGAGUGUUGAGGAGUUGCAAGAGCGACGCAGGCAACUUUGCCUGGACAUCCAGUCUGCAAGCGCACAGCUCGUGCUAAAUUUCGGUGGGGUGCAGAGUAGGGCAGAAGACACAACGGACCGCUUGAUGUCGCUAAGAGAUGAGCUCAAAGCUGUCGACGAGCUGUUGAGCAAACUCUCAUAA
Molecule: messenger RNA, 696 nt
Organism: Phytophthora sojae
Lineage: Eukaryota; Oomycota; Peronosporomycetes; Peronosporales; Peronosporaceae
Exons: 2
Coding region: 1-696 (231 amino acids)
Source: RefSeq, a predicted model, not a curated record